Molecule: messenger RNA, 1431 nt
Organism: Papaver somniferum (opium poppy)
Lineage: Eukaryota; Viridiplantae; Streptophyta; Magnoliopsida; Ranunculales; Papaveraceae
Product: 3-ketoacyl-CoA synthase 9-like
Exons: 1
Coding region: 1-1431 (476 amino acids)
Biological process (GO): fatty acid biosynthetic process
Cellular component (GO): membrane
Molecular function (GO): acyltransferase activity, transferring groups other than amino-acyl groups
Source: RefSeq, a predicted model, not a curated record
AUGAGAGGAAAUGAUAAACUAACAAAUUUCUUACAAAUGGAUCUCAAGUUUGGUUGCCAUUACUUGAUCUUUAUUCUUUUUCUCAUACCGGUGCUCAUUGAAGCUGCUAGAAUUAAGUCAGAGAACGUAGAUAUACUUUGGCUUCAAUUUCCGAUGAAUAUUUUAACUUGUUCUCUCUUCAUUGUUUUAGGUUCGACCCUUUACAUAAUAAUAACAUCUCGUCGUCAGCCUGUCUACCUUGUUAGCCAUGCAUGUUAUCAACCACCUUCUCACCUUCAAGUUCCAUCUCAACACUACCUUGAAUUGGCUAGAGCUAUUGGUAAUCUCAAUGAAUCUUCGUUUGAAUUUCAGCGUAGGAUUCUUGAGCGGUCUGGGCUAGGAGAAGAGACUUAUCUUCCUGAAGCAUUGCACUGCAUACCUUCCGAAGCUUCGAUGGUCACCGCUAGAGAAGAGGCGGAGCAGGUCAUGUUCGGCGCCUUGGAUAGUUUGUUUUCUAACACAAAUAUUAACCUCCAAGAUAUCGGUAUUCUAGUUGUCAACUGUAGUUUGUUCAAUCCUAUUCCUUCCCUUUCGGCCAUGAUAAUUCAUAAGUAUGGAUUGAGAUGUCAUGUUAAGAGCUUCAACUUAAGUGGAAUGGGUUGCAGUUCUGGACUGAUUGCAGUUGGUCUUGCAAAGGAUUUGCUUCAAGUUCAUCGUAACACGUACGCGAUUGUUGUGAGCACUGAGAAUGUUACCCAGAGUUCGUAUUCCGGUGACAACAAAUCUAUGAUGAUAGCUAACUGUUUAUUCCGUGUUGGUGGCGCAGUGAUUCUUCUUUCGAACAAACCUCAAGUUAGACAGCGAGCUAUGUAUAAAUUGGCUCACCUCGUGAGAACCCACCGUGGGCUAGAUGACAAAUCAUUUACUUGCGUUUACCAAGAGCAGGAUAAAACCGGGGUCUUGGGUGUUUCACUAUCCAAAGAUGUUACGAGCAUAGCUGGAGAGGCACUUAAAAUCAAUAUAACCACGUUGGGUCCUCUCGUCCUCCCAAUCAAAGAACAACUUCGAUUUUUCGUAACGAUGGUCGUUAAAAAGUUGUUCAGGAAAUCAGAAAUCAAGACUUACAUCCCGAAUUUCAAACUUGCCUUUGAUCAUUUCUGUAUACAUGCUGGGGGAAGAGGGGUUAUUGAUGAACUGGAGAAGAGUUUACAGUUGUUGCCGGUUCAUGUUGAGGCGUCUCGGAUGACUCUUCAAAGAUUUGGUAAUACCUCAUCCAGUUCAAUUUGGUACGAGUUGGCUUACAUCGAGUCCAAGGGAAGAGUUUGUCAAAACGACCGUGUCUGGCAGAUUGCUUUCGGAAGUGGCUUUAAGUGUAACAGUGCAGUGUGGGUAGCACUCAAGAAUGUGAAGAAGCCCUCCACAUCUACCAAGCAGAUACCUUGGGAAGCCUAA